Hevea brasiliensis (rubber tree) is the source of this 2023-nucleotide messenger RNA. RefSeq lists its product as uncharacterized. The record is from RefSeq and is a predicted model, not a curated record. Gene Ontology annotation, biological process: biosynthetic process. The coding region runs from base 603 to 1850 and encodes 415 amino acids. The transcript has 15 exons. Gene Ontology annotation, cellular component: cytoplasm. Lineage: Eukaryota; Viridiplantae; Streptophyta; Magnoliopsida; Malpighiales; Euphorbiaceae.
UAUAUGUAUACUUUGAAAAAUCUUUUUAUUUAAGAUUGAUUGGAAAUAACGUCUGGUUAAGAUACGAUGGACGAUGGUGAGGAUCCCGGGUCCCGCCAAAAGGUCCAACUGAUGCUGAUCUCUCUCCUAACAUAACGAAAACAGCCAUAAGAGUAAGGAUCCACUGGAAAUAACAUAGAAACUUCUCUUCUCAAAAGAAUUAACUCGCUGUAUCAGCGUAUUUAUCGCCAUCGAGAGGCUUCUGGUCUUCGUAUCUGCAAUACAAUUUCCUGUCUUUCACUAACCGACACCUUUACUAGAUCGUCAAUAUCCUCGUAUCUAUUAUAUCAUUCGUUUCAACAACCCUCUCUCUCUCUCUCUCUCUCUCUCUCUCUCUCACGCGGAGUGUAAGCUACUAGCCAAAAAGUACAGAUAUUUGGGUCUAAAGUUAGCUCUCUUGGCUCCUAUGAAUAGUGGUUUGGAUGGUGUGAAAUUAUUUUUUGUACGAUUGGGCGGUAGUUACCACUUCAGUGCUUUAAAGAUUUGAGCCUCUGUUAUUCAUAAAUAAAGAGUCUUUAUUCGUAAUUUGGGGAAUCGAAGAUCUGGGUUUGUGUUGAUUUGAGAUGGGCACCUCUGGAGAGAAGGUUGUAGCUGUGAUUAUGGUCGGUGGACCCACUAAAGGGACUAGAUUUCGGCCAUUGUCAUUGCAUGUUGCCAAGCCUCUUUUUCCUUUAGCAGGAAAACCAAUGGUUCAUCAUCCAAUAUCUGCUUGCAAAAGGAUUCCAAACCUAACGCAGAUCUAUCUUGUUGGUUUCUAUGAAGAACGGGAAUUCGCAUUGUAUGUUUCAUCAAUCUCAAAUGAGCUUAAAGUUCCUGUGAGAUAUUUGAGGGAAGACAAGCCUCAUGGAUCAGCUGGUGGGCUUUAUAACUUCAGAGAUCUAAUCAUGGAAGACAGUCCGUCUCAUAUCUUCUUGUUGAAUUGUGAUGUUUGCUGCAGUUUUCCACUCCCAGAAAUGCUUGAGGCUCAUAGAAGAUAUGGUGGGAUGGGAACCAUUCUAGUAAUCAAGGUUUCUGCUGAGUCAGCCAGCCAGUUUGGUGAAUUGGUAGCUGAUCCAGACACCAAAGAAUUGUUGCAUUACACAGAGAAACCUGAAACUUUUGUAAGUGACUUGAUAAAUUGUGGUGUGUAUGUGUUUACACCAGAUAUAUUUACAGCCAUCCGGGGUGUUUCUUCUCAACGGAAAGAUAGAGCUAAUCUCAGACGUCUUUCCAGCUUUGAAGCACUACAAUCAGCCACAAGGAGUCUUCCCACAGAUUUUGUAAGACUGGAUCAAGAUAUCCUGUCACCACUUGCAGGGAAAAAGCAGCUAUAUACAUAUGAAACCAUGGAUUUCUGGGAGCAAAUUAAAACUCCUGGAAUGUCCUUAAAAUGCUCUGCUUUGUAUCUUGCUCAAUUCAAGUACACCUCCCCACGUCUUUUAGCUAGUGGAGAUGGCUCAAAGGGUGCCACAAUUAUUGGUGAUGUUUUUAUUCACCCAUCGGCAAAAGUACAUCCAACUGCUAAGAUUGGUCCCAAUGUCUCAAUAUCUGCUAAUGCCCGAAUAGGACCAGGUGCAAGGCUCAUCAGUUGUAUCAUCCUAGAUGAUGUUGAAGUCAUGGAAAAUGCAGUUGUUAUUCAUGCUAUUGUUGGGUGGAAGUCCUCCAUCGGGAGAUGGUCUCGGGUCCAGGCUGCAGGAGAUUUCAAUGCCAAACUUGGGAUUACAAUCCUUGGUGAAGCUGUUAGCGUUGAAGAUGAAGUCGUGGUGGUUAACAGCAUUGUUCUUCCAAACAAGACGCUCAAUGUUAGUGUUCAGGAGGAAAUAAUCUUAUAGUGGACCUGGAUGUAGACCCCACAUCCAUUUUCACUCCCUCUCUCUCUCUCUCUCUCUCUCUACGGUGCUAUAAUGUUGAUCUAGAAACGCCAAUAUUUUUGGACUUGUUACCAAUUUGUAAAUUGACAUCCACAAAUUUUAAUAAAGAAAUUUGAUAGUUUGAUAUGAACAAA